UCUACUAUCUGUCUGUUACGACUUAUCGUUGUGAGUGUCAAACAGCUGCGCUGCUCAGUGAAUGUCGGAAUCGGGUCAAGUGUACGUGGAUUUUAGACAGACUUUCACGGCACAGCGACACGACAAACAAAUUACAAAAUAACCAAUAUAAAUAGUGUAAAUAGUAAACAAUAUACCAUAGCAAUUUAGGAUAUGAAAGCAAACGUUUGAAACCAACAAAAUUAAAAUAAACAUAUACAAAUACAUAUACUCUACAAUACAAUAAAUGCGCCUGACUCAGAGCUACUGAUAAAAAAAAACGAAAAAGCAAAGGCAAAGGCAAAAGAAAAAGCAAGCAUAAUUAAUUAUUAAUUAUUGAUAAUGGCACCAACACGCAGGCCCAGCGAUGGGUUAUUGGCGCGAGUCAAUUUUCCACUCUACGCUGUCGAUAUGCUGACCAGCCGUCACAUUCUGGUUGCCGGUGGAGGCGGCUCAAGUAAAACAGGCGUCGCGAAUGGCUUUGAAAUCUAUGAGCUGUAUCACAAUGGCAGCCAUUUUUGUGCGGAGGAAGUGCUCCGCCAUGAGACGGGCGCCAAUGUGGUAAUGAAUUUUGCUGUACGCAAUAGCGGACGACGUGCUUAUCUCUGUGCCGGCCAGGAAGCGCAUUGUCAAAUGUAUUAUGUGCAGCCGCGCAUUGAAUCAGAGGAUGAUGCGGACCGGGAUAGGAAGCCAGCGCCGGUGGAACGUCCGCACGAGAAUGGUGUACGUCAGCGUGGCGCUGCACAUUCUGGCGUCGAGGCGCUGCCCAAUGGCCAUAAUAACAGACAACCACCAAGCAACAAUAGCAAUCAGGAUAUACUUAGCAAGCUCCACCGUCUGCGUUUCGAUAUUCAGGCAGCUGACGUGGUGCAAACGGAUUUCCUCAGAAGCGCCGAGCCAUUGCAGCGCGUUGUGCGCAUCAGUGGCAAUGGGCAGCUGAUGGCAACCGGUGGCACCGAUGGCCAACUGCGGAUCUGGACCUUUCCACAGAUACAGCUAAUCACGGAACUGGCGGCUCAUACCAAGGAAAUCGACGAUUUAGACUUCAGCCCCGAUUCCAAAUACAUUGUGAGCAUUUCAAAGGAUGCCCAGGGUAUUGUGUGGGAUCUGAGCACAGGCAAGCAACAGUAUAAGCUGCAAUGGCAAACACCAGAAGGUGCCAAAUACUUAUUCAAGCGCUGUCGCUAUGGCACUGUAGAGGCACACAAGGAUAACUACAGGCUCUACACCAUAGCCAAUCCGCUGGGCAAGGUGGGUAAACAGCGCGGCUAUCUACAGCAAUGGGAUUGCACGAGUGGGCAAUUGCGUGCAGCAGUGCCCAUCGAUGAGAGUUUGUCCUCGCUCGCUGUACGAGACGAUGGACGAUUCGUGGCCGUUGGCACCAUGUUCUCUGGCAGCGUAUCCAUGUACAUAGCCUUUAGUCUGCAGCGCGUGCUGCACAUUCCUCAUGCUCACUCGAUGUUUGUGACCGGACUGCAAUUUCUACCCAUUACCAACGAGGAGGGUCCGCCCAUAUCGAGCGAUACGGAAGCAGCAGUGCUAUCCAUAUCCGUCGACAAUAAAGUGUGCAUACACAGUCUGCCGCAGCGGCGCACGAUUCCCGCCUGGCUUGCCAUUGUCUUUAUGAUUGUGAUGAUAUUUGCGGUGUUUGUGUUCUGCUCGUACAUUGGCAUUUGAAGACUGUCUGACUGCCUGCCUGACUGGUGGUCGACCAGUUAAAUCAAUUUGCAUUAUUAGUUCAUAAACAAUGUUUAGUUUUGUAAUAGACCCCAUGCCCCCAUUCCCAUCCCCAUCUCCUCCCCCUCAACACCUCACUGAAUAUUAUUUUAAGUGUAUAGUUGUUUUUUGUGCCGGCUGCCUUAUCUCUUGUACACUCCUCUCAAAGUAAUUUUCGUUAUUGUAUCAUAAUUUUGCUUCAACUAUCUCAAAUUUGCCGUUGUAGUUAAUAUGUAUAUACAUAUAUAUGUAUAUGGCAGUAACGUGUUUAC
Drosophila hydei is the source of this 2006-nucleotide messenger RNA. Its product is annotated as prolactin regulatory element-binding protein. Bases 361 to 1695 code for a protein of 444 amino acids. The record is from RefSeq and is a predicted model, not a curated record. NCBI's taxonomy places the organism in Eukaryota, Metazoa, Arthropoda, Insecta, Diptera, Drosophilidae. The transcript is spliced from 4 exons. Gene Ontology annotation, biological process: protein secretion. Gene Ontology annotation, cellular component: endoplasmic reticulum membrane. Gene Ontology annotation, molecular function: GTPase activator activity; guanyl-nucleotide exchange factor activity; protein binding.